Molecule: messenger RNA, 1207 nt
Organism: Benincasa hispida (wax gourd)
Lineage: Eukaryota; Viridiplantae; Streptophyta; Magnoliopsida; Cucurbitales; Cucurbitaceae
Product: Calcium-dependent lipid-binding (CaLB domain) family protein
Biological process (GO): defense response
Source: RefSeq, a predicted model, not a curated record
GUCUUUUUUCCAGAAACAACGCAUCAUUAGGUAUCCGAUUCUCACCUCUCAAUUCGAUUCACCGUCGAACUGCAUUUUCCGGCACCGGCGAUGGCUUCUCGCUACGAAUUGGAAGUGAAAAUUCAGUCCGCGAGAGAUCUCAAGAACAUCAACUGGAAACACGGCAGUCUGAAGCCGUACGCCGUCGUUUGGAUCGAUCCGAAGAUGAAAUCGUCGACAAAAGUCGACGCCGAAGGAGAUACAUCGCCGUACUGGGACGAAACACUUGUCAUUCCGUUCUCCUCGCCGAUCGAAGAUGCUACGCUGCACAUCGACGUCGUCCACGUUGUCGGUGCCGAUGAAGACACCAAGCCGUUGAUUGGCUCCGCUCGACUCCGCCUCUCGGAGGUCGUCGACGAUGUUGGCCUUGGCGAAAGCUCUCAGCGAACGCUCCAAUUGAAACGGCCCUCUGGCAGGCCACAAGGAAAAGUCGAAGUUAAUGUAACAGUCCGAGAACCACGUUACCGAUCAUCCGAUUCUUAUUACGCGCCGCCGUAUGGAGUCCCACCGCCAGGUACCGCUAGGGAUUUCUCUGCUUCGCCGCCGCCUCCCUAUGUCGCUCCGUACCCUGCUCCGCCAAAUCCUUACUAUUCAACGGCUCCGCCAUCUGGAUACCCUUACGGCGGGUAUAAUGCACCGGCGCCGCCACCUACGGCGGCUCAGUACGGCCAAUCGAAUUACGGACAACCUUCGUACGGUCAGGCGAGUUAUGGACAGCCGGCGUAUGGCGAUCAGGCGUACUACGGACAGCCAGAGGAGAAGAAGAAGAGCAAGUACGGGAUGGGAACGGGACUGGCGGUGGGUGCGGCUGCUGGAAUUUUGGGUGGAUUGGCCAUCGGAGAGGGCGUCGAAUACUUGGAGGACAAGAUUGCCGACGACGUAGCGGAGAGGGUUGAGGAUGACCUGGGCUACGGCGAUGAUGAUUUUUAGAAGAAGAAAUUCGGUGCGGAUGCCGGUCAGUUCAGGCUUAUUUGCUUUCAGGAUUUCGGGUUGUUCGUUUGGGCCCAAUGGACCAUGGGCUCAUAUUCGUAGUAGGCUAUUGUUUGUUUGGCUCAGUGUGGGAUGUGUAUUUAGGCCCACGUAAUUUUGGUCUAGAAUAAUAAUUUUCAAAAUCACAAAAAUAUGUAUUUAUUUUCAAUAAUAACAACUAUUAACUUUACAUGAAAAA